Molecule: messenger RNA, 4492 nt
Organism: Pangasianodon hypophthalmus (striped catfish)
Lineage: Eukaryota; Metazoa; Chordata; Actinopteri; Siluriformes; Pangasiidae
Gene: tap1
Product: transporter 1, ATP-binding cassette, sub-family B (MDR/TAP)
Exons: 13
Coding region: 218-2398 (726 amino acids)
Biological process (GO): transmembrane transport
Cellular component (GO): membrane
Molecular function (GO): ATP hydrolysis activity; ABC-type oligopeptide transporter activity; ATP binding
Source: RefSeq, a predicted model, not a curated record
UCCUGUGGUUGUUCACUUCGUGUUUGGUGUGUGUGUAGAUAAGACACAUUUAUCUUUCUGCACUCAAAAUCGCUUCUAAAACGAUUUUAGCUCCUUAGUUGUAUUUUUUAUUUUGUUAUUUUUAUUCCUGGCGAUCGAAGGGAGCACAGGAAGUUAAGCAAGGGCAUUACUAGACAUUAUUAACGCCGUAAAACGCGUCUCACAGUUGUAUUUGGGAAUGAAGGCCAAGAUGGCGGCGUAUCUGAUUGUCAUCCUGCUCCUGUGUGUGGAUGUGUGUGUGGUGGCGACGUUUGGGGCGACUCGGCUCUCACCUCUGCUCAUUCCUCAUUCAUUUACCACUCUCUGGGUUGGAGGACUGCUGAGGUUCACUGUCCUUUUCCUUGUCACCUUUCUCUACCCGUCAAGCCCGGCGUGGAUGAAGAGCAAUAAUGUAGUCCAGACCAUGGCUGUGCACAGUUUGGUCUAUCCGGUGUACGUCUCACUGCUGUGGGCAUGCGGCUGGUCAACGCUGGAGCUCACCUGGGGCUGGCACACCUGGCAAGGACUGCUUCAGUGCUACGCUGUUUCGGCUCUCUCACUGCUGCUGUGGGAACGCUACGUGCCCUCCAUCCUCCCAACGACGAAGGUCAAACCCAAGGAGAAAGGCCAGGCCUCUGUGCAGAGGCUGCUGGGAUACGUGAAGCCGUACAAGCGUCGGUUCACGGCGGUCCUCCUGUUCGUAGUCGCUUCCUCUCUCGGUGAGAUGGCUAUUCCGCAUUACACGGGUAAAAUCACCGACUGGAUACUGAAGGAGGACGAACCUGAUGCUUUUGCUAACGCCAUCAAAAUCAUGUCGAUCCUGACUGUCAUGAGCACCGUGUUUGAGUUUGUGUGUGACCUCAUCUACAACACCACCAUGAGCCUCAUACACACAGCCAUCCAGAGUCAGGUGUUCGAGUGUGUGCUGAAGCAGGAAAUCGCCUUCUUCGAUAAAGCUUCCUCAGGUGAACUUGUGUCCCGAAUCACCAAAGACACCAACGACAUGAGCGAGUCCCUGAGCGAAGAGCUCAGCCUGCUCAUGUGGUACACCAUGCGUUUAGUCUUCCUCUACAGCUCCAUGAUGCUCCUCUCCGUACGCCUGUCCAUCUUCACCAUCCUCGGCCUUCCCGUCAUUUGGAUCGUCCCGGAGUUCUCCGGAAGGUUCUACCAGACACAUGCAGUCAAAGUGCAGGAGUCUCUUGCCAAAUCGAACAGCGUUGCCACUGAGACGUUCUCCGCCAUCAAAACAGUGAAAAGCUUCGCCAACGAGGACGGCGAGUCGGAGAGAUACAAGAAGUGCUUGGAGCACACCUACUCGCUCAACAAAGUGGAAGCGGCUGGUUAUGCGGCAUCAACCUGGACCAACAGCAUGUCCAGCCUGGCCUUGAAAGUUAGCAUCCUGUACUAUGGAGGCCAGCUGGUGGCAGGAAAUGAUGUCACUAGUGGUGAUCUGGUGUCUUUUGUGCUGUAUGAGCUUCAGUUCAGUCAUGCUGUCGAGGCUCUGAUGUCCUAUUACCCUCGAGUGAAAAAAGCCGUUGGCGCCUCAGAGAAGAUCUUUGAGUACGUGGACCGGAAGCCUGAUAUUCCUCCUGAAGGUUCCUUAGCUCCCAAGACACUCAGGGGUCACGUGCGCUUCAACAACGUCACUUUUGCAUAUCCGAAGAGGCCAGGCGAGAAUGUUCUAAAAGGUGUUUCUCUGGAGCUGAAGCCGGGAGAGGUUACCGCUCUGGUAGGUCCAGCUGAUAGCGGAAAAAGCACCAUAGUCAGACUGCUUGAGAGGUUUUACCAGCCCCAGGAUGGAGAGAUCUUUCUGGACGAGCAGCCGCUGCAGAGCUACAAGGAUCAAUAUCUGCAUGAGAAGAUCAGCGUGGUUGCCCAGGAGCCCGUACUGUUCGCCCGCUCCAUCAGAGAGAACAUCAAAUACGGGAAAGCAGACGCCACUGAUGAAGAGAUGUACGCUGCUGCUAAACUGGCCAACGCUCACAAAUUCAUCAGUGACUUUCCAGACGGCUACGACACAGAUGCCGGAGAAAAGGGAGGUAAAGUGUCCGGAGGGCAGAAGCAGCGAAUAGCCAUAGCGAGAGCCCUGAUCCGGAAUCCACAGGUCCUCAUUCUAGAUGAUUUCACGAGUGAACUGGAUGCUGAGAGCGAGCAUGUGGUGCAGCAGGCACUGCUGAAGAGGUCGAAUGGACGCGCCGUGCUGCUCAUUACCAACAAGAUGAGCGGCGUGGAGAUGGCCAACAGAGUGGUGUUCCUGAGGAGGGGAGAGGUGCUGGAGCAGGGCAGCCAUGACGAGCUGCAGAAGACGAAUGGCCCGUACGCUGAGUUUCUACGGCUACAGAACACCAGCUUCCAUCGUAACGCUCAGGACCACAGCUAAACCUCCAAAUCAACGAAGUAAUGAUGUGUAUUUAACACACUGUAUAAUCCACCUACACCUCAGAACGCACAAUUCAUUGCAAGGCGAUUAUAAUGUGUUGCAUGGUGUACUGCUACCUGUAGGGAAAAAAAUGCCAAACACAUGAAGGCAUAGGCUUUGAAAUAUAGAAUAAAUAUGCCAGUAUUCACAAGAUGACAUAAAAUGUUUAUGAAGGGUGUCUACAUAGCACCUUCAUAACAUCAUGCAUAUACAUUUUUUAGGGUAUUCAUGAUGUUUAGAUCAACAUUUACAAAAAAAAAUUAUUUUUAUUCAACAAAUAAUACAAUUAAAAAUACAAAUUAUGAAUGUGGAUCUAAACAGUUAUGUAUACCUUAUGAAGUAUUCCUGUAAGAGGUUAUAGAGUGAAUAUUAUUAUAUUGAGGAUUAGUUUGAGUUCCACAGGAAAUGAAGCUUCAUAACACUGUUAUAAAUGCCCAUCCCUUUAGAAUAACAGUAAAGCAGAUGAACAGCAAUUUUAUUUGUAUAGCACCUCUAACAAUGGACAUUGCCACAAAGCAGCUUUACAGAAAUAUAUAAAUUCAGGAUAUACAUUUUAAAUUUAUAAAUUUGACAAACAUGCAGGUAACCACACAGGGCCAAUAGGUUUUAUGAAUGUGGUGUAAAAAUUCAUAAAAUAUAUAAGGAAUAAAACAAUUGGGAUUGUGCUGUUAUAGGAAAAUAAUCAGUGACAGCGUGGUGGGAACAGAAGUUAUAUUCUUCUAUAACAGCAUGUCCUGAAGUGUUUCACUUCACUUCCUCUCAUACCACAGCAACUUGCUAAUGAUUACGUUGUACAUCAUACUUUUUAUCUGUUUGUAGUUACAUUUAUUGUCGAGGAACCUCCAUGAAACAAGUUCGUUCCUGUUCCCUCAGUUUCAUCUUGAUGAUAAUAGGACACAAAAUGCAGCUAGUUACUGAGAAACUUCAACAUGAAACAUCCAACAUCGUUUCCCUUGGAGAAAAACUUACAUCUGACUGUUAACCGAAGCGCUGACACUGGAGACUUUUCCCAUAAAUGUUAAAUAAAUGUGUCCUUAUAGAAAAUGCCACCAUAUUACAUGUUUUCUUAAUCUGUUUAUGUUAUAUGUAUGUAUUAAACACAUAAUAGUGAGCAGGGCUGUUUUAUUAUAUGUUGGAAUAAAAUGGAGGCUUACGAUUUAGUCUUUUAUAUAGACAAUAUAGACAUGAUGACAGUGGAAAUGAGACAAAACCAUCUGGAAUAUCCAUCAGAAACAUUUAACUCAGAUGUGCUGGUAAAUUAUUAAGAAAAUGCUUCGUACAACGAAAGUAACACUGCUAUAACACUUAGCAUCGACCACUAACCAAACUUCCAUGUAGCCGAUAAGUCAUUUAUACAACGUAAAGGCACAGCGACAGCGGGAACAAUACAAAACCAGUCGGGAAUGCCAUCAUUUUCCUCGGAUAUGGUCAGGAAGUUAGAAAUGACUCUCUUCUCUCUGGUAAUCUUGGGAAUAAUGGCAUAAGAUGCUCAUAAAUGCUCAAGCAUUGCUUUAUGGACAUGUUAUGCAUUAUUUAUAGUCUGUUAUAAGGUCUUUAUUUUUUCAAACAACAAUAUAAAUUCUUUGUGCUUCCUUUUGGGUUUUAUAGUGCAGUGAAGUGAAUCAAGUGACGAUAGAGCUAAUUGUACUUCAUACAACUUAUAACGUAUGAGUAUAACUUAACUCAUAACAUAUAUAACUCUCUCCUUGUUGUCAUCAUGUCCUGAUAUUUUCUCUACAACUGAUGUUUUUAUGUGUUUGCACUAUGUAAGUGAUAGGAUUUUUAAAUUAGGUGUAAAUAUCACAACCAUAAAGAAAAUAGUACAAAAGAUCAUUUUUCCUCAUGACUCCAGCACAUGAUAUAAACAUACAACUAGUGAGAUUGUGAAAAUUAUUAUUCUUGUAAAUUAUCAAAAUAAAAAAAAAAAUGUUUCCACUUACAACUUUUCUUCAUUUUUAAGCCACUGAAAUAUCACUGUACAUUGUGAUUUUUCUUUUUUUUUUGUACUUUGUAGUCUCUACCAAUUAAAAUAUCGCAGAAAAAUAUGAAAACCAA